AGUAACUAGUUGUUAAACACAAAUUUCAAAUCAAGUCACGAAUCAAGUUUCUUGUCUUCUGAGUCUUCAUUAUAAACUUGAAACCCGAGGCGUUUUCUUUUUUUCCUAAUCUGAUGAAGUGUGCCUGAGAAGUUUGAUCGGUGAAGAAGAAAUAUGUCGGCCCCAAGAGCGGCUUGUAUUGGGCCUGUCCUCAUGACCUUUGCCGCAAUGGCUGUACUCUUAUAUAUUGCUGGUAGAAAUUAUUAUGAUUUGCAUACAGAAAGAUACGAGGAAACAACGGACUCGGAUAAUAAUACUUCGGUGAAACGUCGAGAAAUAUCUCGUAAACCACUGGAGCAUCACCGGGAAACGAAAUCUUCGGUUUGUCGGUCACCAGAAUGUCUUGACGUUGCGAAACACAUCCGUGGUUCUCUAAACAUGGACAUUAAUCCAUGUGAAGAUUUUUACAACUUCGCUUGUGGGAACUGGAAAAAACAUAAUCCACUUCCUAAGAGUUAUAAUGACUUCAACACGUUUUCAAAACUUUCUCAUCACAUUGAGAGAGAGUUAAGAGGAUUGCUUGAGGACAAUAUCAAGAUUGGUUCACGAACUAUAGAACAAGCAUCUGUCAGGAAAGCAAAGCAUUUUUAUAAAUCAUGCAUGGAUGUGGAAGAGAUUGAAAGAUUAGGGGCAUUACCGAUGCUUAAUUUCAUCGAAAGCAUUGGUUCUUGGGCUGUUGCAGGAAAGAAGAAAUGGCAGGCAAGGCGGUGGAAUAUUUAUAAAGUUCUGAAACACAUUCAAAAACUUUACUAUCCCGCUUCGCCUUUCUUUUCUGUUGAAGUAACCAAUGAUCAUUUGAAUUCAACUAGACAUUUAAUAAAGAUUGAACAGUCUGGACUAAGCUUGCAAAGAGAAAUAUAUUUUAAGCACCCCGAGAUGGUGAAGAUAUAUGAAGACUACAUGGCAAAAGUUGCCGUUCUUCUUGGAGCAAAACCUGAGGUUGCUAAACUUCAAAUGAAACAAGUGAUGAAAUUUGAAACGAACCUUGCAUAUAUCACUGCGUCUGCGGAGGAUAAAGCUGAAGGGCUUUAUCGUAGGAUGAAGAUAAAAGAGCUUAUCCAUCGAGUACCACAGUUCCCAUGGCUACAGCAUUUAAAGUAUAUCUUUCCUGAUGCCCACGUUAGCAAGACAGAUGUUGUUUUGGCCACCUCGCCUAAAUAUCUCCGGAACAUUGCAAAGAUUAUCAAACACACUCGCAAAAAAAUACUUUCAAACUAUUUGGUAUGGCAAAUGAUCCGUACAAAAGUAAAUCUUCUUUCGGAACGAUUUCGAAGAGCCUAUGGCGAUCUUUAUUACAAAAUGCCGGGAAAACUAAAGGAACGAGAUUUAACUGCAACAAAUUCUUUAGUCAAGACUGCUUACUUGCAUAGCAUUGAUCCGUUGUUAUCAAACUACAUAACUUGGCAAAUGGUGAGAGAGAAAGUUGGUCUUUUAUCACGACCAUUCCGUAAAGCUCGCUCUGACUUUAAUAAUAAAAUAACUGGAGUGAAAGACGUCGAAGAUCGCUGGAGGACAUGUACCAGUAUCACUAAUGACAACAUGGGAGUGCCAAUUGGAAGUUUGUACAUUAAAAAAUAUUUUGAUGAUUCAAGAGUCAAUACAACUAUGGUAAUGAUUGGUAAAAUUUUGGACGUAUUUAAACGUAGAGUGACAAAUCAUGACUGGAUUGACAAUAAAACUACUGAAGGUAUUUUGGACAAGGCAAAUGCUGUUUUUAGUAAAGUAGGAUAUGCUCCAUAUAUAAAGAAUCCACGGUCUCUUAGAAAGAGAUUUAAAUCACUUGAAGUUGAUCCAAAAAGAUUUUUUUGGAAUAAUGUGAAUGUUGACAAGUGGGUGAGAAAACGCUUGUUUGCAAAACUACGAAAAACCGUCGAUGCAGAAAAAUGGCCGAUGUUUCCACAAACUAUCAAUGCAAUGUAUCAAUUUUAUGAAAACGAGAUAGUUAUCCCUGCAGGAAUUUUAAGACCACCAUUUUACUACACUGGAAACGUUCCCAGAUCCCUAACUUACGGAGCAAUAGGAUCAAUAAUUGGUCACGAACUAACUCAUGGUUUUGACAAUACUGGUCGUCGUUUCGACAAGAAUGGAAAUAUUAUUAGUGAAUGGUGGCAAGCAUCGGCACUUAAAGAAUUUGAUAAAAGAGCAAAAUGCAUUGAGAAACAAUAUUCAAAAUACAAGAUUCAAAGUAAAUAUCCGCUCAAUGGGAAAAUCACUUUGGGUGAAAAUAUUGCAGAUAACGGAGGAACAAAACUGUCAUACUAUGCGUAUAAAAAUUGGUUGAAGGAAAAUGGUGUUGAGAGAUCUCUUCCUGGCGUUCCUUUCAAUAAUGAACAGCUAUUCUUCAUAGGUUACGCCCAGGAAUACUGUGGUGUUUCGAAUCCAAAAACUGAAUAUAUAUCAGCCUUGAGCGAAGUACAUGCUCCACCACGUUUCAGGGUUAUUGGAACGUUAUCAAAUUCUAGCCCAUUUUCAAAGGCAUUUAACUGCAAAGCUGGAUCGCCAAUGAAUCCAAAGAAAAAGUGUGAAGUUUGGUGAACGAAACAUAUCAUUUUAGAAGAAUGUUGGAAAUAAUGAAUGAACUGAGUCUGACGGCGGAUAUUCCAUGGCUAAGUGAUGAACAUUUCACAGCAAUGAAGAAAUGAGUCCCGGGUGAUGACUGGAAGGCAUAAAAUGAAUAAGUGACAAAAAUUAUGGCAUAUAAAAAACAAAAACUGAAACAAAUUCCCAUAUUUUUUACUCUACAGCUAGUGUUCAGAAUUAGAUAUAGUUAAGGCAUCGACGGAUCGAGGUUAGAAUUACGGGCUAAGUGUAGGAUUAGUAUGUAGGAUUAUAUUUGGAUUAAAAUUUAUAUAGGGUGGUUUAAAGGCAAGAGUAAACCGCAAUCGUAUACAAUUAAUGAUGUAUAGUAAAGAUGAAAUCAAUUUUAUUGUAUAGGUCAUAAAGGUGCAUGUUUUGCCAGAUUCAUUGCUAUUAUAUUGACAACUGGACCAAUCAUAUUUAAAUAGCACAUGGAGAUCGACUUAGCCAGGUAUCAGAGAGGAAUUGACGCUCUUCAUACAUGCACAUGCAACGUGGGGCAGGAUUACCGCCCUUGCCUCUUGCACAGUUCCAUUGAUUAAUUAGAAUUUGAAUUAUUGACGUUUUCU
Dendronephthya gigantea is the source of this 3185-nucleotide messenger RNA. RefSeq names its product endothelin-converting enzyme 1-like. The transcript has 18 exons. Gene Ontology annotation, biological process: protein processing. The coding region runs from base 154 to 2574 and encodes 806 amino acids. NCBI's taxonomy places the organism in Eukaryota, Metazoa, Cnidaria, Anthozoa, Malacalcyonacea, Nephtheidae. Gene Ontology annotation, molecular function: metalloendopeptidase activity. The record is from RefSeq and is a predicted model, not a curated record. Gene Ontology annotation, cellular component: plasma membrane.